UGAAGACCAUCUGAAUUUAUGGUCACUGUUGGCUCAGGAAGAGCCAGGGCACCAGUGGAAGGCCCAGGAGGAGAUAUGAAGGUGGAGGUGGACGGCCCAGGAGGAGAUAUGAAGGUGGCGGUGGACGGCCCUGGAGGAGAUAUGAAGGUGGAGGUGGACAGCUCAGGAGCAGAUAUGAAAGUGGAGGUGGACGGCUCAGGAGCAGAUAUGAAGGUGGAGGUGGACGGCUCAGGAGCAGAUAUGAAGGUGGAGGUGGACGGCUCAGGAGCAGAUAUGAAGGUGGAGGUGGAUGGCCCAGGAGCAGAUAUGAAGGUGGAGGUUGACGGCCCAGGAGCAGAUGUGAUGGUGGCAGUGGACGGCUCAGGAGGAGAUAUGAAGGUGGCGGUGGACGGCCCAGGAGCAGUAAUGAAGGUGGAGGUGGACGGCCCAGGAGGAGAUAUGAAGGCGGCAGUGGACAGCUCAGGAGCAGAUAUGAAGGUGGAGGUGGACGGAACAGGAGGAGAUAUUAAGAUGGAGGUGGACGGCUCAGGAGGAGAUAUGAAGGUGGAGGUGGACGGCUCAGGAGGAGAUAUGAAGGUGGAGGUGGGUGGCCCAGGAGGAGAUAUGAAGGCAGCAGUGGAUGGCCCAGGAGGAGAUAUGAAGGUGGAGGUGGACGGCAUCUUUACUGAAGAUAUCUGGGUUGAAUGGCCAGAUCCCAGUACUCCUAAACCCCUUCUUGACAUUUUGUGGUGAUGCUCCCAUCAGCAAGAUGUUGUUGAGCAAUUGUGGCAGGUCAUAGAUAGUGAGUGUUUCUCCUGGAUUCUCCAGUGCCACUUGUCCAUCUCACAGCUGAAGUGUUUUUUUAAGUGGCCCAUACACAGUCUUGUCCAGUGGUUGCAGCUGGUGUGAGCAGUGUGGUGGAAAUGAUAACAUAACCACACCAUUUGCCCGACAGAAGUUUAUGGGUUCUAUUGACUCAUGGGAGGAGUGGUUGUCCAACA
Molecule: messenger RNA, 980 nt
Organism: Sinocyclocheilus anshuiensis
Lineage: Eukaryota; Metazoa; Chordata; Actinopteri; Cypriniformes; Cyprinidae
Exons: 3
Coding region: 19-732 (237 amino acids)
Source: RefSeq, a predicted model, not a curated record